Spirodela intermedia is the source of this 6325-nucleotide messenger RNA. The record is from the annotation of a GenBank genome assembly. NCBI's taxonomy places the organism in Eukaryota, Viridiplantae, Streptophyta, Magnoliopsida, Alismatales, Araceae.
AUGGCGGCACCCGUCUUCUCUACACCUUUCCAGCCCUACGUCUACCAGGUGCCAACCUGAAACUCGCUUCAUUAACCCUUUGCGUUUUUUUUUCUUGGCCAUUUUCCUAUGACUUAGUUCCUAUGAUUUAGUUUCUCAUAAGAUGACUCCAUGUCUUGCUCGUCUGAGCAGUUGAUCGACAGACGCGGACUUUUACUAUGGGUAAAUAUGUUUUUUUUAUCCUUUCUCUUUCGUAGAUUUUUUGCCGAUAUAUUUAAUUAAGAAUUACCGUUGGAUUUCUCUCAAAUUUGGUGUUGAUCACAAGUCACACAACAUUUGAAGCAAUUGACUAGAGAAGCCCGAAUGGACGGACUAGGCUUUGUAUAAAGGGAAAGUCCGAGACUAAGCUGACUUUUAUGCUAAGGUUUCAGCUCUUGAUAAUUUCGGGUGCGCGAAUUUUAGUUAACUUCUCUACCGGAAUCCGAUGACGUUGUAGUUCGAAUAUAUAGCUUCCUCCUGUGACGUUACAUGGUUUUCAAUAGUUCGGAAGGAAAGGUCCUGGAGCAGAUUUCUGUUAUUUCCUUAAAUCUAUCUGUACUGUUGACUUAGACGAAAUGAUCUCACUGAUAAAUUUUGUGAUGCCUUUGAGGGCUACAAGGGAAAAAGAUGAGAAUUAGAGAGUGUCCGGGGGCCAUACAAGAGGGUAAAAUAAUGAAAUGAUUUUUCAUGGGCUUCUAUCUCCUGUUCUGGGUCUCUGUACGAAGGGAAACCUGUCUAAGCCAGUUGACCUUUGGGUAUGAUUUCUUAUUUUAGAUCAAGUGCAUGGACAGUAUUACUUUCACAUCACAGGUUAUUAAAGGAGAGGAGGUCAAAAGAGUGUGAUCAACUCUACGAGUGGUCCAGGUUUUGGAGUUUCCUCGUUCAUGGUCCCAUCAGAUACUUUAUGGUUUUGUCAUGGUCUUGUGUUUAGUGAGAAUGUUUCUAAUGAGUUGAUGGCUUAGGUUUCUGUUGUACAAUAUUUUCCUCUUACCCAACUUUGUGGGUUUAGUUUAAUCCAGAUUCUUGUUAAUGUGUUGAAUUUAAGUAUUCCUAGUUAGUGGCUUAUUUUUUAUGACAGUCUUUAUUACAUAUCUAUCUGUAAAAACACAGGAAAUUAUCUAUUUUUUACCAUUUAUGGUUUGUAUUAUCUAUUUUUGUCCACAUUAUACAAAGUUGUUGUGAAAAGAGGAUCAGAACAUAUCUUCUUAAAGUUUGUUUCUAGUAAACCAGUUAACGGGAUACAUUUACACAUUAAGGCAAUACUAAAUUAAUUUAAUUGCUGAUAAUUUCUUGAUUUAGAAACAAGUGACAUACUACUGUAGGUAAGUUAAGUUAUGUAUCAUAACCUAUCGUAAUUAUCUGAGAAUGAUAAUUUAAUUCUAGAACAUUCCAAAAAAUGAGAAAAUAAAAUUCUAUUAUUGCUUCACUCACGUGGUUUGUUAUUGGGUAUUUUUUUGGGAAGUGGUUUCUUAUUAGAUAUGUACCCUUGGCUUCAAUUGUUCAUAAGGUCCUCAUUAAGCUGCUGCUUUGCACUCAAUCACCUUGGUAGAUGCGGUGAGGACAGGUGGAGGUCUCUGCUGACAUGGAACGAUCCUGGGUUGUUAGUUUCUUUUUCUCAUUAAUUUUUUCAAGCGUAUACAUAAGAAAUCAAGCGGUGUUACUCAAGGUUCUGGGUCACGUCCGAUGUGUAUUAUGCUUUAUACCGUUUUUGGCAGUACUAUGGUAAUUCUUUAGGCUGUAUUGAAUUAUAUCCUGAUGAUGUUCUCAGUUGUAUUUUUUAAAUUCUGUCUGAUCACCUGAUAUAUUCUUAUACUAUUUCAAAACAUUAUUUUUUAUCAGAGCCCCCAAGCAGUGGUUACACCUUUCCAGAUAUUGGGUGGAGAAGCUCAGAUAGUUCAGGUCCGGAUUUUUUACGCAUUUCUGUUUCAAUAUCGUUUAAUUUCUCUGUUACACUUGUCUAAUCUACUUGUCUUUCAUUUUUUAACAGAUAAUGCUGAAGCCACAAGAGAAGGUCACAGCAAGACCUGGUAAUUUUUUUACUUGUUUGAAAACAAAAUAGGCUGCUGUUGGUGUGGUUCAUUAUGUGUUGUGAAACCUCUAACAUGCGUAGAUGGGUUUUCAUAAAGUAUCUAUUUUAUUGAUAUUUUAAUUCCUUGAAUUGGCUACUAUAUUAGCUGUGGUCAUAUUUCAUAAUCCUCUUGGUGCUCCAUGAGAGUUGAGAGAACAUUUAAACGAGAUAAUCUGGAAGAUAACGUGUUGGAAAUAUUGCCCCCUGAGAUAUGGUCCAUUAGCUUCAACUUAUUCUGAAAUAAAUUUAGUUCUUAGAGAACGAUGUCUUUCAUAUUACCUGAUGGAACUUAUGUCUCUUAUGUUAUCUCAAGUUGCUUUUAAUCUAUGAGUGCAAUGUUUUUUAGGUUCCAUGUGCUAUAUGUCUGGCUCCAUUAAAAUGGAUAACGUUUUCCUUCCUGAAAAUGAUGGCGGCGUAUGGCAGUGGCUUUUUGGCAAGAGCAUGACUAGCAUUAUUCUUUCUAACGCUGGCCCACAUGAUGGAUUUGUUGGAAUUGCAGCACCAUCUCCUGCUAGGAUAUUUCCGGUCAGUACUCAGGCUUAUGUUUACUUUCGGCCCAGUGGAUGUUUUCAGCACGAGGGACAUUGAAUUUACUGACAUUUAACCAUAGUUUUUAGGAGGUUGAUCCUUCCUUGAUAUCUAACCUUUUCUCCUUCAUUCUUUUGUAGAUUGAUCUGGCAAACUUUGGCGGAGAAAUUUUAUGCCAGGUAGCAGUACAUCCUUCAUUUCAAGUUUCGAAUCGUUUAAAGUUCCUUCGCUCAUUAUAUUACCAAGUGAAAAACUCCUGUUGUAUUCCAUGUGCCGAUGUUGGUAUCUAAUUUGAUACGUUAUUGGAGCUCCAUCCUAUUGAUAAACUGAAUUUUAAUCUGUUAUUUUACUUUUGUUUUAGAUUCUUUUUUAUAGACGUCAUCCCGACUGUAUUUUGUUGAUGUUGAUAUUUCCAGGGAAAUCCUAUUCAAUAUUUGUGGGUUUUUUGAAUGUGCAUCCUCUUAGUGUGUUCCCCCGUUUUACUUCCAUUAUUCUUACGGCUAGUAGUAUUGAAAUCAGAACAUUUUUUAAAGCAUUCUUAUGGCUUCUUUCUUAUUCAAACCUGCCUUCUGCUACAAAAAGAUGCGUUUCUCACUUUGCCCUAAUGCUUGUUGUAGCCAGACGCAUUCCUUUGCUCUCUCAAUGAGGUCACGGUUACCAACACAUUUGAUCAGAGAGCUCGCAUUGUUUUGGCUGGUGCAGAGGUGACAUAUUUAUCUUUGUUUCCUGUGAAAAUAUAUUAUUUCUUCUCUUACCUUUCCACUCAAUGAUAUAAAAUUCUCACUUUGACUCAUGAUUUCUAGGGAAUUCUAAGACAGAAAUUAGUUGGUCAAGGCCUUGCAUUCUUAACAGCUGGUGGAUCUGGUAUUCGUCCUUAUCUCACCUCUAGGGCUUUUUUUAUAUUUCAUUCAAUUCUAUAGUCUAUAUAAAUUGAGAAUGUGAGCUGGAUUAAGAUGAAUGUUAGAAUUCAACAUUUCUACGAGAAUAUUGCCAAAAUUGAUCCUCCAGAUUCCUUACGAACCCAACAUGCUCAUGCUGAUGGGAAAUAUUUUUUGGUCGGUAAAUUGGAUUGUGAGUCUUUUAGUAAUUUUCUUUUUCUUAUUGUUUUCAUGUAGUAAUUACCAAAGUCAUGAUAAAUAAUUCACUUAUUGUACAGGUCUGUUGUUGGGCAUCAUGCGUUGUUUCUUUAAGAUGGUCCACAUUUCAUGACUAUAUGAUUGUUUUCAGGGUCUGACAAGUGUUGGAGUGCUAGAUUUGGCAACACAUCUAAAACUCUUAGCAAAUUGAUUCACUGAUGUUUGAAAUAAAUUCAUCAGCUGCCACUGCCCGGAUUGUACACAAAGUUAUUAGGAAGCUAUGUACACAUCAUUCAAUAUUUUCUUGAAGAUCAAUAUACACAACUGAAAUGUGAUGUUCCAUUAAUGUGAAGAUUAUUUGCCAGAUUUGAUUUAGGGCAGAAAUUUUUAUUUCAAAUCUUUCAGGGUUUGGCUUGAAAAAGUAUGAAGGUGAUCCUUUCUGUGUUCAAGUUUCCCUUUCCUACUACAAUAUCAUCCUUUGAUUAUGGGCCAACUUUGUUGCAUAUGAUUGGUCUUACAAUGUGAAGAAUGAGAGCAGACGUUAGUGACUAUAAUCAUAUAACUUAUUUUAGGGCAAUGUUUGUUAUUUCGAAGUAUUCAGUUUAUUGCUUGAAAUUAUGCGAAGCUUUUAUUGUAUUUUAAAGAUUCCAUUUCAAAAAAAAAUUAGAGUGGAUAAUAUCACAAAUUCAUCUGGAACGAAAACCAGAUGAGUCACCAUAUUACAUGGCCCCUUUGAAACGUUCAGGGUUUUUCCCAACCUAGGCCAGAUUUCCUCCAUAAUUACUGGAAGCUGCCAACAGCUAAAGACUGCUGCAGUGGGGAGCCUCUGACCUGAGAAGGAAUAUCAAAAAAUAAUUGAUGUCUCCUUCUCACAAAUAUUUCAAGUAUUGCCUAUGUUUUCCAAAUGUCAAGCUAGGCGACCAUAUGUAGGGAGACAUCUGCAUGAAAUUCUCGAUAUUAAGAUCGUCAGUGUUAAAGGGGAUAAAACCCGAAAUCUGAUGUGCCAUCUUUUGCCUUUUUCUUCUCUGUUCGAUAAUAAGAAAUGUUGAUCAAGCAGUAAAGAAGCUUCGUGUCUCCCAUUUCUACAAGUACAAUCUCAACUUUUUGAUCUUAUAAUCUAUAAGAUUUCAUCUGAGGCUUAGAUACUAGUGUCUACUAACCCCAGAAAGACCAGAAGAGCCUCAUCUACUGGAAUGCCCAGGUCUACAGUUAACCUGACAAGUGCCUGAAGCUUUUCAUGAAGAAGAACAUGUCCACACCAUUGGUCCUCUCAAAAUAAUACCACUGCUUACUGCAUCUGGGUUGAUGCAAACCAUACAAAGAUAAACAGUCAGGAAAAUUCUCUUCUGCUACUCAAAUCAUAGAACAAUUGCUAGUUAUAUUUAGUUACCCUGGUGACAAAAAAGGAAACUACUUAGGUUAAGGGAACUGACGAACGAAAACUGGCAAACCAGGGAACUGAAAAACUAGGAAACUGGCCAACAGAAAUUAACUCAUAAUUACGCAUUUUUCCUUCAUGGGUCCUCACAUUUAUGACACAGGGUAUCAGAGGCUCCUUGUGUUUUUCCCUUCAGGUGUGCUUUUUGUCAGAGGAUUUGAGCGAUCUUCAGUUGUAGCUUGAAUCUAUUUGGGGAUUCCAUCUGAUCAGAUCAAUACCGUCAAUUCAGGUAUCUGGCAUGAUCUAAUUGACCAUAUACGUUCUAGAGAGCUCCUAAACAUUAAACCUAGAUCCAAACACCAAUAAGGGGAACCAUUGUCAUGGGCGAAGGAACCAUUAACUUGAUAAUACUAGAUAGAAAAGGAAACGAACAUUUAAUUUAUACUGGGUUAGCUUGCUGUUAUAUAUAUUACUAGCAUUUAUAGCCUAGAACAUAAUUAUUUUUUUAUUUGCCAGUUUUUCCAUUCAAGGACCUUCAAAAUUUUCAAGAACUGGUGACUUAAACCUUAUUGGCUCUGUGAACGUAGAACAUGGAAUGCGCUUACUUUAAUUGGCAUCAGAUUGAGUUAGCUCCAUGGGAUGACCUCCUAAAACCUUGCCUGCAGUUGUUCAGAAGACCCUUGAGGCUGGGGAAGUGCUGGUUGUUGAUGCUGCUUCCAUAGUUGCCAUGACAAGCGCAAUUGAUUUACAGCUCAAAAACACCAACCCCUUGAGGAGAGUCGUCUUUGGGGUCAGUUGAACAAUCAUCUUCCCGUUUUUAGUCAAAAACGAAUAACUGCUGAAAUUGUCCUCGUUUAAUCUGAAAGGCUACCAGGAAUCCUUCAAUUGAGUGAAUCACGCUCCAUGUCCGUCAUUUUUUUUCUUUAAUUUUAUUGCCAUGCUUGUUUCAACAGGGUGAUAACCAGAUGGCAGCUACUCUCACUGGACCCGGUAUUGUGUUCAUCCAGAGCUUACCCUUCUAUCGCCUCUCUCAGCGUGUAGCAAGGCAGGUUUCUCUGUGUCUCGUCCUUAAUCUUCUUGCAUAUAUCAUCUUUCUGAUCAUGUUCUCUUUUUUUUUCCCCCUUUUUCUGGCUUCUGAUCAGAUCGGUGACUUCUCCAAGCAUGAGGGAGAACCCAAAAUUCUUAAUCCAAGUAGCAAUCUUCUUCUUCGUUGCAUAUGUCAUGAUCGUCUCAUCUUUGAUACUGACUGAAGCCUGA